Molecule: messenger RNA, 555 nt
Organism: Aspergillus pseudoviridinutans
Lineage: Eukaryota; Fungi; Ascomycota; Eurotiomycetes; Eurotiales; Aspergillaceae
Exons: 3
Coding region: 1-555 (184 amino acids)
Biological process (GO): ceramide biosynthetic process; ceramide catabolic process
Cellular component (GO): endoplasmic reticulum membrane
Source: RefSeq, a predicted model, not a curated record
AUGCUGUUCACAACAACCCCGGUGCUCCACCGCGUCAUGACUGCCAAUGCCAGCCCCAGAGUCACGCUCGUCGUUGGCAUGGUCCUGGGGUCAACCCUUCUCGCCCUUGUAAUUUACCACGUAAAGACAGAUGAAAUGCUCUUACACUCUAUCUCCUUUGUUAGCUCCGUGACCGUCAUCGGAAUUUCUACCAUGCGAAUGAUCAACACUCGCACACUGGCGGGCUCGGAGGCUCGAAGGCAGAUCUGGGGGAUGGUACGGUUUGGCGCUGUUAUAUUCAACCUGGGGUACUGGCUCUGGCUGGUUGAUGUGUGGAUGUGCUCCUACCUGAAAAGCAUCAGACAGACUGUGGGUCUUCCCUGGGCUUUUUUGUUGGAGCUUCAUGGAUGGUGGCAUAUCUGCACUGGAAUUGGCGCCUAUAUCUUCAUCGCAGUGAUUGAUCAUCUUGUAUCAGGGGACGAUCACAAAGAUAUCCCCGGAUCCCUGGCCUGGCCUGCUCCGUGGGCUGCUCAGUCGUUCUUCGCGGGAAAAGGAUCGGACAAGAAACAAGCAUGA